AUGUCGGCCAUGGGCACGUGUCCUACCAGAGUAUCCGUUCGAUCCGGCAUUACUCGAUGCUGGCUGCGCUCAUCGAUACUUGCUUCGGGACGAUACUUCCGCUCUGCAGGGAAAUUCAAGCGAGCGAGUAUUCCGUUGGAGAUGCCUUCACCGAGCACUAGAAUUCCGGUUCAAAUCUUGCAUGUGGCGGCGGAGAGCGACCGGCCGGCCAUUUUUAGUGUUCUCCACUCUACAACAUUCAGUGCCAGAGGUGAGGAGCAGCGGGAGGUUUCGAAAAUGAAACGCGCCGCAAGACAAGCUUUCCAAGGUUUGGAGAGUCCUGUUAGUAGGAAAGGUAGUAGAAACAGUUACUUCUCGUCGCCCUUGAAGACGAGAAAUACCUGUUCUUACUAUUCGAGGUUGGUGUCUUCCAUGAAGACACUAACCGUGAACCCCAAGGGUCGAUCCGCCGACAAACCAAGAGGUAGAAACAGCAAAGUCACACCUUCUGGUCAGGGAAGCCAUAUGAAGAGGAAUGACAAGAAAGCUAGUAAAGCGGCUAUUUUUUAUGUGACGAACGCAGUGACUUUUAUAGGCAGAGGAGCAGAGGGUGAAGAUGCUUGUAUUUCCACGGAAUCGACUAGGAGUUCAACUCCCGCAUCAACCGUGGUAGGAGUAGUCCGAUCUCGAUCAUCCAGGGCAGAUGUUGGUUUCUCAGUUGCCGCAGGUCGUGAAAGCAAUUAUAUCAUGAAGAGUAAUCCCUCGGAGUUUGCUGCUUUCGAGGCACACACAACUGGAUUUGCCUCCAGGAUGAUGGUCAAAAUGGGGUACGUUUGGGGUCAUGGGCUCGGACGAGAAAAGCAAGGUAUAACUCAACCGGUAGAGGCUGUCAAGAGGCCGAAGUUACUGGGUUUGGGUGCUUAG
This is a messenger RNA of Marchantia polymorpha subsp. ruderalis, 903 nucleotides long. The record is from the annotation of a GenBank genome assembly. NCBI's taxonomy places the organism in Eukaryota, Viridiplantae, Streptophyta, Marchantiopsida, Marchantiales, Marchantiaceae.